AGAAAGAGGCAGACUGAAAUAGAAGGCAAGCGACAACAGCUUGACGAACAGAUACUUCUGCUGCAGCAUUCCAAGUCCAAAUUGCUCCGGGAAAAAUGGCUGCUGCAAGGUAUACCUGCGGGAACUGCCGAAGAGGAGGAAGCCAGGAGGCGGCAGUCUGAGGAGGACGAGUUCAGAGUCAAGCAACUUGAAGAUAAUAUUCAGAGGCUGGAACAGGAAAUACAAGCGCUAGAAAGUGAAGAGUCCCAGAUAUCUGCCAAAGAGCAAAUCAUCCUAGAGAAACUGAAGGAGACAGAAAAAUCCUUCAAGGACUUUCAGAAGAGUUUCUCCAACACGGAUGGAGAUGCAGUAAAUUACAUUUCCUCCCAGCUCCCCGACCUGACAAUCCUCUGUUCACCAGCAGCAGCACCACCAUCACCGGGGCAGGACGGGACCAGCAAAGUGGCUGCUGUGUACGCCAUGGAAAUUAAUGUGGAGAAAGACAAACAAACAGGAGAGACCAAGAUUCUCUCUGCAUCCACCAUUGGCCCAGAAGGGGUCCAUCAGAGAGGAGUCAAAGUCUAUGAUGACGGUACCAAAGUAGUCUAUGAGGUGCACUCAGGUGGCACCGUUGUAGAAAACGGAGUACACAAAUUAAGCGCAAAGGAUGUAGAAGAGCUUAUUCAGAAGGCUGGACAAUCAAACUUAAGAGAAGGGCAUAUGUCAGAAAGGACUGUGAUCGCAGAUGGGAGCCUCGGCCACCCAAAGGAACACAUGCUGUGCAAGGAAGCCAAGUUAGAAAUGGUACACAAAUCUAGGAAAGAUCAUUCUUCCGGGAACCCAGGGCAGCAGGCCCGAGCCCCCAGUGCAGAAGGGCCGGAGGCAAACUCAGAUCAGCCAGUCACCAUGAUCUUUAUGGGCUACCAAAAUAUCGAGGAUGAAGAGGAGACCAAGAAGGUGCUAGGCUAUGAUGAAACCAUCAAGGCUGAAUUGGUCCUCAUUGAUGAAGACGAUGAGAAGUCUUUGAGGGAGAAGACAGUGACGGACGUGUCCACUAUUGAUGGGAAUGCGGCGGAGCUUGUGUCCGGGAGGCCAGUGUCCGAUACCACAGAGCCCUCAUCCCCAGAAGGGAAGGAAGAGAGCCUGGCCACAGAGCCAGCCCCAGGUACCCAAAAGAAAAAGCGCUGUCAGUGCUGUGUUGUCAUGUGACCACUCUUUCCUCCCUUUUCUUCUGGGCAGCCUGUGUGCUCUCCACC
Orycteropus afer afer is the source of this 1235-nucleotide messenger RNA. The record is from RefSeq and is a predicted model, not a curated record. Lineage: Eukaryota; Metazoa; Chordata; Mammalia; Tubulidentata; Orycteropodidae.